AUGUCUUCUUUUAAUAUAACCAAUUUUACUUCCAUUACAAAUGAUUCUAAACCUAAAUUUACUUAUAAAACAAGAAAAGAUAUACAAGGUAAUAAUGAGAUGUUAAAGGCAAAUCAACAAAAUGAACCAAUUCUCGAUAUUGAGAAAGUUGCCUCAUCCAAUGUAAAAUCACAAGAGAAUACUGAAAAGAAAAAUCAAGGUGUGCCAUUACCAUUUAUUUUAGGUCACUUAAUUAGUGAAAAUGAAUUGGCAUUAGCAACUUCAUAUAGAAAAUUAAAUGACGUUUUUGAUGAGUUUUCAGAAUUGCAACAGCAGAAUAAUAAAGUAUCCAAAAAAAAUGAAUUCAAGAAGUUUGAAAGGAAUUCUGAUAUAGGAAAGAGGAAUCAAAAUAGAUUCACUAAAGAAUCGAAAAAUAAUAGAAGAAACGGUAAAAAACGUGGUGGUGAAAGAAAACAAAAAGAAAUUGCUGAAAGAGCAUUGAAAUCAAAAUCUAUUAAUAGAGGAUUACUGAGUAGAAAAGCUAUUGUUGAAGCUGCUUCAUCUAAUAAAAAUCACAUUCAAUGGAAUAUAUUGAAAAAGAAUAAAGAAUUUAUUGAUGAUGAUGAAAAGAUGGAAAAUCAUGUGAGCUUCAAUAAAAAUUGUAAUGAUGAGCACGAAAAUGAAAUUGUUUAUCAAAAAGAUAUCGACUCUGAACAAGAUAACGAUAGUAGCGAAGUUGAAGACUGGCAUGAAAUGCUUCCUAUAUUAACUUCAACUCCUGAUAAUUCCACCCUUGUAUCACAAAAAAUGGGGGAAUUUGUUGACUCUGAAGCAAGUACCAACAAUGAAUUCCAUAAUGAUUCAAGCGAGGAAGAGGACGUAAUAGAUGCUUUUACAAAUUCUUUUCCAGUUCAUUAUGAAGUUGGUGAAUCGACCACGCCACUUGCGUUGAAUAAAGAUUAUAUCUCAAUACCACCACCAAAAAUAGAUGGAGUGCGAAGAUUUAUACUCAAACCGUUAUCUGAUGAUGAUGACGAAUUGUUUUAG
Funneliformis geosporum is the source of this 1026-nucleotide messenger RNA. The record is from the annotation of a GenBank genome assembly. Lineage: Eukaryota; Fungi; Glomeromycota; Glomeromycetes; Glomerales; Glomeraceae.